Messenger RNA from Mesorhabditis belari, 1020 nucleotides. Lineage: Eukaryota; Metazoa; Nematoda; Chromadorea; Rhabditida; Rhabditidae. The record is from the annotation of a GenBank genome assembly.
AUGUCUGAAUCAAAAGUGAAUAUGUCGCUCGAUGAAGUCAUCAAAUUUAACAGAAAAGAGAGGCAAGCAUCUCGUGGUAGAGGAACGAGAGGCGCGGGAAUGAGAAGGGGCAAAGUGUUUCAUGGCGCACGAGGUGGUCGUGGAAAUGUUGGGAUGACUCGUGGAAUUCCUUCUCGAGGUGUUGCUCCGCGUGGAGCUUUCAAUCGUCAGCGACGUUCAGCUCCUACAGGCCGUGCUGGCAGUCGAAUGAACCUUAACUCAAUCCGGGGAAAUAUCAACGCCGGAGCACCACAAAAUCGAAUGUUGAACCUUAUGGUUAAGAGAGCCGUGAAGAGAGCUUUGGCAACGACAAGUCGUCCACGUCAAGGCGCAUUGAACGGUGGAGGAAUUUUGGCUCGUCGAGGAUUAGUGCGUAAAGCGGUUGGUGGUGGAAUUCUUCGCCGCGUCGGUGGACGGGGAGCUUUCGUUGGCGCUGCUGGACUCAACCGUGUUCAAGCACAAUCGCGUGUCAUUCAGCGAAGAGUCGCUCCACAACAUCUCAUUGUUCAAAGAUCUCCGAUGGUUGCUCGUCGCUUUCAGAGAAUCGCCAGCCCAGAUGUGAUGAACCGUCCGAUGGUGGUCCGUCAGCAAACAUUCCCAGCUCGUGCUCGCCCACAAGCACAAACAGUGGUCGUCCGUCGAAUCGUUCAAGCUCCACCCCAACGAGUGCAGAGGACGAUUGUUCAACGGACGAUUUCUCGUCAGCCUCAACGUCAACAAAUUGUUGAAAGAGUGAUCCCGCGAGUUCGCCAACAGCAAGUCAUUCGUAGACCCGUGCAGCAACAGGUUGUCAGAGUGCAACGAGUCAUCCAGCGCCCCCAACAACAGAUCCAAUACGUGCAACAGCGCCAACGUGGAGGAAAUCGUGGAGGAGUUCGCCGUUUACAGAACAGAGUUCAAAUGGAAAGAGUGAAUCCCCGUUUCGAGUAUGAAAACUCUCCGCGGAUCAUCGUUCGUCAUAGACGCGGUUUCCAGAACUAU